AUGAUCCGAUUUAUUUUAAUUCAAAACCGAGCGGGUAAGACACGUCUAGCAAAAUGGUAUAUGAAUUUUGACGAUGAUGAGAAACAGAAAUUAAUAGAAGAAGUACACGCUGUUGUUACUGUGCGCGAUGCAAAGCACACGAAUUUUGUUGAGUUUCGAAACUUCAAAAUAGUGUACAGGCGAUAUGCAGGCUUAUAUUUCUGCAUUUGUGUGGAUGUGAAUGACAACAACUUGUGUUACCUUGAAGCUAUCCAUAACUUUGUUGAGGUGUUGAACGAAUACUUCCAUAAUGUAUGUGAAUUGGAUCUUGUAUUCAACUUUUAUAAGGUAUACACAGUGGUUGAUGAAAUGUUCCUAGCAGGAGAGAUCAGAGAAACCUCCCAAACGAAAGUACUGAAGCAGCUUCUCAUGCUAAAUUCUUUAGAAUAA
This is a messenger RNA of Parnassius apollo (apollo), 429 nucleotides long. The record is from the annotation of a GenBank genome assembly. NCBI's taxonomy places the organism in Eukaryota, Metazoa, Arthropoda, Insecta, Lepidoptera, Papilionidae.